GCUAAGGCUGCCAGGCGGGCCCUGGGUAGGAGGCCACCCACCCACCCAUUCGCCCCGCCUUGGGGAAUCACGACCCGCUGCGGGCUUGCCUUCAGACCCCGGGGCCGCUACUAGGCCCUUCUCUUCCUGAGAUGUCCCGGACUUCUGAUCCCUGACCUCCGCCCGCCGUCCUCCCGGCAGCCCCUCUCUCAACUAUUUAGUUUCUUUCUCUUCUCUAGAAAACCACACCCUUCACCGCCUUUGACUUAUGACCCCAAAUUCUGCGCCCUGGCCCUUUUCGUGAGAGUUCCCUGAACCCCAAGGAACCCCUUCCCCAUUAACCCAUAUCUUCCCAGCCGCAGAGACCACUCCUUCCUGCCGCUUCUUCCCCCCUUUACCCUCAUUAACCUUUCUCCUCUGCACCUGAAAUCAUCCUCCUUUCCCAACCCCUUAUCCCCUUUCCCUCCUUAAUCUUUUUUCAAGCUUCCUCUUUGCGCCUCCCCCCACUCUGCGGGGCAUGAGCCAGGAGGAGGCAGCUGCCUGCAGGGCUGUCAGCCCGGACCUGAGCAGACCCCCCAGAACUCCUGCCAUGGCGGCAGGCACAGAGAAAGAUGGAAAUGGAGAGAGCCUCAUGGCCCCGAGGAGGACUCCUUCCCUCCCAGGGAGCCCAGACCUCGCGGAGCCGGGGAAGCCUCUGUGUCCCCAUCCUGGUGGAGGUCUGGGAGCUGAGGGUCAGGACUCUUCGGGUUCCCCUGAAUAUCCUCUCAUCAUAAGAACCAAAAAACUGGUCCUUCACAUGGACAUAAACAACACCAUCCUCGUGGCUGACAGUGCCACUGGCCAGGGCCUUAUGGCUGCCCUCAACUCCUACCUGAGCACUGUGUGUUGGGGGCAGUUCAACCAGGAGGGUAAGAAGCGUCCCAGGACCUUGGCAUUGCUGCCAGCGGGUGAGUGGCAGUGGCUGAGUGAGUUCCCUUCAUUGCUGCCCCCUAGCCCUGAUGCCAGCAGCUUCUCCACAAAUUUUGGCCGGCACACCGAGUUUACAUCAAGUGCCCUGGGCCACCCCUUCCAGACACUCUUCUCCCACUACCUGCAGCUGUUGGAGUGGCCUGGCCAGCCCGAUGCAGUUUUCUCUGUCCUGGGGGAGGAUGGCCGCCAUUACCACCGUGUACUGCCAGCCUUUUUCAAACUACUGGCUGGUCUUUGUCAGCAGGGCCGACGCUUUGCUGUCAUUUUCCGAACUUUUGGCAAAGACUUGACCUCACUACUUCAGACCACACACAAAGCUCUUCAAGGCCAGCACCCGCAAUUCUCAGCCCUUAAAGAGGUGGUGCUCCCUGUGGACCUGAGACCUGGAAAAAUCCGCUGCAGUCCAAAAAAGGUGAUGGUCAGUCGAGGAAAAGAAUCUGUGUCCAGUUGGCCAGAUGCAAGAGUCGUAUAUGACUACUUCAGUGCCAUGGAAGGCCUGGGGGGCUUUCAGGACCACUUUGAUUGGUGGGCCAAGAACAAUUUCUCCAGUCAGGGUGGCAAGCCACUGUGGGUAGAUCCCCAUGACCCUGAUGUCCAGCACAUCUGCUUUGAUGAUAAUGUUCGACUGCAGGAUGAAGAGAGCAUCUUCCACCCCCAGGUAUUUAUGGGCCAGGGAAGACAAGAAUGCUGCACAGUCCCUACCUCUGAACUCUACAGCAUCUGCCUGGUGCAAAAUGAUCUCCUCCAAGCUAUUGCCAACCCUGACUAUUUCUUGAUGACUGUGAGCCAGUGUGAGGACCGGUAUGACCAAUAUUUGGCAAAGGCCCAGACAGAUCAUAGCUGUUGAGAAGUCAACUGAGGAAUGGACUUCCAGACCACUCCAACAAGUAGCCCUCCUGGACUUCAUGGCAAGUUGCCUGCUCUAUUUUAAUCAGGAUGGGGAGAGGGGCAGAGGGUAGGAAGGGUCUUUGGGUCUAGCCCUCCUCAUUUCUGUAGUCUCUCUUGGCUUGGCCAGCAUGGGAAUUAUAGAUUGGGAAUUGAUCUUCCCAGGAUCACUCCCAUGACCUUUGUAUAUGGACUUUUGGUUUGGGUAGGGGGUUCUGCCUCUGCUUUGGCUUCUGUUACACAAGUUGGUGCCCAUCUGAUUGGAAUCUACAUAUUAAAAUUCAACUCCAGUGUGGGGCCAAACA
Molecule: messenger RNA, 2138 nt
Organism: Trichosurus vulpecula (common brushtail)
Lineage: Eukaryota; Metazoa; Chordata; Mammalia; Diprotodontia; Phalangeridae
Exons: 5
Coding region: 497-1795 (432 amino acids)
Source: RefSeq, a predicted model, not a curated record